Molecule: messenger RNA, 963 nt
Organism: Plasmodium fragile
Lineage: Eukaryota; Apicomplexa; Aconoidasida; Haemosporida; Plasmodiidae
Exons: 2
Coding region: 1-963 (320 amino acids)
Source: RefSeq, a predicted model, not a curated record
AUGAUGUUGCUUGUGAAAAUUCUUGCAUUCAUUUUAGCCCUGUGCUUCGGGCAAUUUGCUGACUGUGCAAGUACAAUAGGUACAUCAUCGAGUAAUGGAACAAGCCAAUGUGGCACAGAUGUUGGAACUGCGGCUGCAAGUACAAUUGCAACGACCAGCGUGUCGUUGAGUGAUGGAACGGACGUGGGAACGCGGGGGAAGCGUAAUUUGUACGACUCUCGCGCCACUGGUAGUGCCGCGAAAAACACACUGUUCGAUGACAUGCGCAGAAAAUUUAAACCCAAGGUGCACGUCAAGAAUCCACGACCUGUACAGAGGAAGUCACAUGGUGGAACAGCGCAGAACAAGCUGAAGGAAUGUUGUCAGAAAUUGAAACGUUGUAAAAUGGGGAGAAGAGCAUGGUCAAUACUUAUAGUAGUCGCCACAGUCUUGUAUCCAGUAUUGCAUUCCGUAUUAGAAUCAAGUACGUUUUAUGUGUUUGGGACUGAAACCUCCAUUUUGAGUUUCUUCGCCAUGUCUUUACUUUCCAUACUCAUUGCAAUUAUCUAUUGCUGCGUGCUAGUACGUUUCCUCCGCUCCAAAACAGCGAAAUGUUUAUUUGAUAAAUUUUGGAAGAAGCAGAAAACUGCAACAGAAACGGAAAAAAACGAAUCACAAGGCGAGAAUAAGCCCGAAGCACCCAAAGAAGCGGAAGCACCUAAGAAACCAGAAAUGCCAAAGAAAACAGAAGUACCUGAGAAGCAGGGAGCAUCUGCAAAAUUAGAUGCACCUAAGAAACAGGAAGCGCCUAAUAAACCGGAAGCACCUAAGAAACAGGAAACACCUAAGAAACAGGAAACACCUAAGAAACAGGAAACACCUAAGAAACCGGAAACACGUAAGAAACAGGAAGCAGCUGAGAAGCAAAAAGCACCGGGGAAGCUGAAACUACCGUGGUCACUGAAAUUACCUAAAAAACCAUAA